AUGCCUUCCUCCACACCCGCGCCUGCACCACCUCCUGUGCCUCCUUCAGCGGCUGCACCUCAACCACCCUCUCCUCCUGCACCGGCGCCUUCAGCAAGCAUUGAGUAUGCUCCUUCUCCUGAGGCGCCUGUUGGAGCCGCUGCACCUCCUCCCCAGGAACAAAACAAUUUUAUGGCGGCAGCCGGCGGAGGUGCGAAUCGCCCUCCAACUGGUGGCCCAGCCGCGGCCCGCCCUGGUGGGCGACUUGACCCAAAGCAGAUAAAAGACUUUCAGCCGGUGACCCCAACCAGGGCGAACACCAAACCUAUUUACGGGGCUGAAAUCAAACCAAUCGACGAGCCGAAGCAUCGCUUUGAUAAUUUUCAAUAUCCCCCCAUCACCGAUGAUGGUUGGGGCAUCACCGCACUCGACGGAACACUUAAUCAGUACCGCGACCAUCUCGGCUAUCGCUGGUCAAAGUAUUGUGGGUUGCGAAAUGCAAUUGACCAAAACGAGGGAGGAAUGGAAAAAUUUUCUCGAGGAUACGAAGUCAUGGGUUUCACCCGAAACGAGCAAGGUAUUACCUAUCGCGAGUGGGCGCCCGGCGCGAAGGCAGCGUGCCUUUUUGGUGACUUCAACGGUUGGUCUACCGGAGCUGAGGGUGUUUGGAUGACCAAGAAUGACUACGGCGUGUUCGAGGUGUUCCUACCUAACCUUGCGGAUGGUUCUCCCGCAAUUCCCCACGGCACACGCGUCAAGGUGCAUCUGGAAGUUGAAGGCCAGGAACCUGUUGACAAGAUUCCCGCGUGGAUAAAAUUUGCUGUUCAGGCACCAGAUGAGAUUCCUUUCAAUGGGAUAUAUUACGACCCGCCACCCGAGGAAGUGUAUCAGUUCAAGUAUGCACGGCCCAAGAGCCCGGACGAGCUCCGAAUCUAUGAAGCGCACGUUGGCAUGUCGUCAAUCGAACCAAAGAUAAAUUCUUACGUAGAGUUCGCCGACGACGUCAUCCCCCGUAUUGCGCAGCUAGGGUACAACGCCGUGCAGCUGAUGGCUGUACAAGAACACGCAUAUUAUGCAUCUUUUGGAUACCACGUCACCAAUUUUUUCGCCGUGUCAUCUCGUUGUGGCACGCCAGAUGAGCUCAAAUACUUGAUUGAUACGGCACAUUCUUACGGCGUUGCCGUUCUUAUGGAUAUCGUCCACUCUCAUGCGUCUUCCAAUGCCACUGAUGGAAUAAACAUGUUCGACGGAACUAACGGGCAGUAUUUCCACGACGGUCCACAAGGGUAUCACUGGAUGUGGGACUCGCGCUGUUUCAACUAUGGCAGCUGGGAAGUAUUGCGCUUCCUGCUCUCCAAUCUCAGGUAUUGGAUGGAAGAGUUCAAAUUCGAUGGUUUCCGUUUCGACGGCGUGACCUCGAUGAUGUACUCGCACCACGGCCUGCAGAUGGCCUUCACAGGGGAUUACGGUGAGUAUUUCGGCAUGUCAACGGACGUAGAUGCUAUGGUUUAUCUCAUGCUGGCUAAUGAUAUGCUCCACACCCUUUAUGCUGGGAACUGUGUCACCAUCGCUGAAGAUGUUUCAGGCAUGCCAACCCUCGCUCGACCCGUGAGUGAAGGUGGUGUUGGGUUUGACUAUCGCUUGCAGAUGGCGAUUGCAGACAAGUGGGUCGAGGUUUUAAGUGAGUGGGGCAUGGAUGACGCAUGGGAUAUGGGUAACCUCGUUCACACUCUUGAGAAUCGAAGGUGGGGUGAAAAAUGCGUUUCAUAUGCCGAAUCCCAUGACCAGGCGCUAGUCGGCGACAAGACCACUGCGUUUUGGCUCAUGGAUGCGGCCAUGUACACAGACAUGUCCACUUUAACACCGGAUACUCCAGUCAUAACUCGCGGAAUAGCUCUGCACAAAAUGAUUCGCCAGCUCACCAUGUGUCUCGGUGGAGAAGGAUACCUGAAUUUCAUGGGAAAUGAAUUCGGACAUCCAGAGUGGAUUGACUUCCCCCGCGGCGAUCGAAUCGAGGCUUCGACCGGGGAAUUUGUCCCAGGGAACGGAAAUUCAUACCAUCUCUGCCGCCGACGCUUUGAUUUGGCAGAUAUGGACCAUCUCAGGUACAAGUACCUCAACGCGUUCGACACAGCGAUGAAUGACGUGGCGGCGAGGUUCAAAUAUCUUUGCUCAGACCACCAAUACACCAGCUUGAAGUGCAACAACGAUAAGAUGAUUGUUGUCGAGCGAGGCGAAUGCGUGUUCGUAUUCAAUUUUCACCCGGUAAACUCUUAUGAAGGUUAUCGAAUUGGCCUAAAGCACGGUGGCCCCUGGAAGCUCGUUCUAUCUUCAGACAACCCAGAGAUGGGAGGUUACUCAAAUCUUUGGACAUACACGUGCCCAGAAAUAAUGUCAGAAGAGUGGGACUUUAACAAUCGACCCGCAUCUAUGUGUGUUUACGCACCCGCACGAUCCGUGUCUGUUUACGCACCCUCGGAGAGUGUCCGGAUGAAAUAUGGUGCGUGAGUGCUGAGCCAUCCUGUCUGACCGAUUUUUUGCUCUGCUUGGAACCUCUCUUUUGGCUUUCAGAAGAGCCUUUGUUAAAAUAACGUCAUUCAUCGGUUUCUGUAACAUCGAUGGCAGCACUGGGCUUUUUGACAUUUUAAGCAGACGUGCAGGAAACAUGCGUCUCUCCGCGCGAUUUUAGAAACUCUGUGAUCUUUGUAAAACACCUCAGUGUCAACUUAUUGAAAAUGGGCCGAACUGUGUGGGGUGUAUAUGUGGUUUGAGCCGUGCGGGCUGAUAGAUUUUUCAUGUCGACCCGUGAACACGUGUUUACACGCGAUGUGAGUCUUGGCAUACAAGUUCAUUCCCCCCUCCUCGCGGCUCGCUUCUCCCAGUACUGCCUUGAGACUUUUUUGGUGAUGCCCUGGGAGGAAAAAGUGCUACAGCUUGAAGACUGUUCGUAAAACCACAAUAUGAAACUAGCGAGAAGUUGGCUCACCAUAAAAUAUUGUGCUUUUCUUGCGGGCGGAGCUUUCGAAGCUUGUUUUUUAAUGCUCUGUAGGGCCGCUGAUAAUACAUCUUUCGGGAGGACAGAGAAGAAGGAUUUCAAUUGGUCAUCAAAGUCUGUCAGCUUCAAGACCCCAUCACUCGUGUUGCAGAUAUCAUUCACAAGAUUUUCAACAGUGUCCGUGCCAGUCAGCUGCUUAACAAAUCCUGACCCAUUCUUGAGACCAUUAGAGCUACGAUCGGUCGUUGAAUCCACGUAAACCUUGCGCCUGCAAUCCUCAACCGACACUUU
This is a messenger RNA of Micromonas commoda, 3265 nucleotides long. It is a transcript of the gene SBE2A, whose product is annotated as glycoside hydrolase family 13 protein. The record is from RefSeq and is a predicted model, not a curated record. Bases 1 to 2487 code for a protein of 828 amino acids. The transcript has a single exon. Lineage: Eukaryota; Viridiplantae; Chlorophyta; Mamiellophyceae; Mamiellales; Mamiellaceae. Gene Ontology annotation, molecular function: hydrolase activity, hydrolyzing O-glycosyl compounds; 1,4-alpha-glucan branching enzyme activity; cation binding. Gene Ontology annotation, biological process: glycogen biosynthetic process. Gene Ontology annotation, cellular component: cytoplasm.